Molecule: messenger RNA, 438 nt
Organism: Bipolaris zeicola 26-R-13
Lineage: Eukaryota; Fungi; Ascomycota; Dothideomycetes; Pleosporales; Pleosporaceae
Exons: 6
Coding region: 1-438 (145 amino acids)
Biological process (GO): fatty acid biosynthetic process
Cellular component (GO): mitochondrion
Molecular function (GO): acyl binding; acyl carrier activity
Source: RefSeq, a predicted model, not a curated record
AUGUUCCGAACAGCACUCCUCAGGUCCGCAAGGUCCGCUGUCCGCGCCGCACCACGAUGCCAGACCGCAAUGGCUCGCCCCGUUGCGCGAAGCUCCUUCGUUCAGCCAAAGCAAAUCACCCCCUCCGUAUACUUCCAGGCCGUACGAUGCUACGCUGCGAGCGCUGGUCUGUCACGGGACGAGGUCACUGGCAGGAUAAUGGACCUGCUGAAGAACUUUGACAAGGUCAAUGACACCUCAAAGCUCAAUGCCGAGUCCCACUUCCACAACGACCUUGGUCUGGACAGCCUGGAUACCGUAGAAGUAGUCAUGGCAAUUGAGGAGGAAUUCAGCAUUGAGAUCCCCGACAAGGAAGCCGAUGCCAUUCACAGCGUCAAGCAAGCAGUGGAGUACAUCCUUGCCCAGCCCGAUGAUGAUAUCCAAGAAGCUGGGUACUGA